This is a messenger RNA of Chenopodium quinoa (quinoa), 1181 nucleotides long. RefSeq lists its product as uncharacterized. The transcript is spliced from 4 exons. Bases 331 to 966 code for a protein of 211 amino acids. The record is from RefSeq and is a predicted model, not a curated record. NCBI's taxonomy places the organism in Eukaryota, Viridiplantae, Streptophyta, Magnoliopsida, Caryophyllales, Amaranthaceae.
ACUAAAAGCAAUUGACCUUUUAUAACACGUGUAAAGGGAAGAUUUUUAUUUUUAUUUUUAUUUAUGAUGGAAGUGAAAAGGAAGGUUUCGAAAGUAAAUUUUCACAUUUCAGAUACAAUGUUUAACUUAAAUUUCACUUUAAACCCUAACUCCACUGUAUUUAACCCCAAAAUUCCCAAAACACAACCACUUCCCCUCUUCCGGUCGUCGGAACGCAGAUCGUAGUAAAUUCAACUUCGAUCAGUGCUAAAGGAAAACAAUGUCAGUUUGGCAGUUUGAAUUCACACUUGAUACUCCUCAAAGGUUUACAAUGUGCGCAUUCCAAAUCGUAUGACUAAGGAGGUUCAAGAAAUAUGGGUUAAGAAGGGUGUUAUAGAUGGUGUGUUACGUCUUCAUUGCAGUACUGAGAUCAAAGUGUACCCCGUCCAGUUUAGACAUGUGUUUACUGGUCUAGGAAAGUUUGAAACUAUUUUAGGUGAAGGAUGGAGGGAGUAUGUCACCUCAAACAGUUUACAAAUGGAAGACCGCAUCCAAUUAGUGUUAGAGGACAACGAUGGAAUGCUUUAUCGGGUUAGGAUUUGGCAUGACGAGAAGGAAAUUACAGUAGUGGACUCAAUGGAGUAUGUGCCCAUGGAGGUUUUUUUUUUAAACCACCCUCUUUUGAAUUCACAUUCUCCAAGGGUUACAUUGACAAACCUGGAAUCUGCAAUUCAGAACAUUCUUUUACCCUUCGAUCGAGCACAUUUCCACAGUCUUAAAGACCGGACUCCAGUAGAAUUGUAUGUCACCUGGUGGUGGAAAACAACAAUGCGCAUUAAGUUUGACACAAACAAGAAGAUUGUAACUUUCAACGUCAAGAAAGGAGUAUCGGAAAUGAUUGCAGGUGAAGUGGUUGAACUCAGUGAAAAGUCUUUGGUUGAGUUAGAAGGUAUGGAACCCCUGGUAUUAAGCAUUACAUUUACUUGAUCCUUCUAAGUUAACAAGAUGGUUUCUUUUUGUAAUUUGGCUAUUACUUAUCUAGUUGCAAGUUUAUGACUCAAUGGAUCAUGGGAUUUUGGUUGUGCAUAUUAGGACAUGAUCCUUUGCACUUGUUAUUAUUAUUAAUGGCUAACUAAAUGUAAAGUAUUGUACUGCUUGGUUGGAUGCUUUUGUUUGUGCAUUUUAAGACAUGAUCAUUGCAA